AUGCCGUCCGCGUCACAGAGCGUAGGUGCAACCGCUGAGGGGCCCAGCACGCAGACUCCAUAUCGACAGAGUUCCACAACGGGUCCGAGUACUACAGCUCCUAGUGGUCUUGGUGGCUCUGGAUCGGAAGGAAAUGUUACAUCGGGUCUUGUACUUCCUACAGGGGCUUCAGGAACCGGGCAGAGGAUAGGAACGGCUGGUCCCGGAGCUGCUGAAGAGGAAGCCGAGGGUGAGGACGAACUUUUGCCUGCCAUGGCCGACGACGAUUAUUCGGCACAAUUAUCAUGGCAGAGUCAAUCAAAAGACAAUCUCAAGGUGCUCAUGGACAGCUUUACACCGGAACAGUACGAGCGGUUCGAAGCAUACCGACGACAUGCGCUUCCUAAACAGGCUGUCCGAAAGGUCAUUCAACAGACCCUUGGCCAACAAGUCUCGAUGCCUGUCGCGCAGGUAGUCGCCGGUUUUUCAAAGGUCUUCGUGGGAGAAAUCGUUGAAAAGGCCCGCGAAGUGCAAGCCCGUCGAGGAGAAACUGGUCCACUUUCUCCCGAUCAUCUAAGAGAGGCGUACCGAUCCUAUCAGCAGGAGACAGGGAGAGUAGGUGCUGCGAGACCGAUCCGAUCGAAGAAGCUGUUUGUGCGAUGA
Stereum hirsutum FP-91666 SS1 is the source of this 642-nucleotide messenger RNA. Its product is annotated as TAFII28-domain-containing protein. Gene Ontology annotation, cellular component: transcription factor TFIID complex; nucleus. Lineage: Eukaryota; Fungi; Basidiomycota; Agaricomycetes; Russulales; Stereaceae. Bases 1 to 642 code for a protein of 213 amino acids. Gene Ontology annotation, biological process: RNA polymerase II preinitiation complex assembly; transcription initiation at RNA polymerase II promoter. The transcript has 4 exons. Gene Ontology annotation, molecular function: protein heterodimerization activity; transcription coactivator activity. The record is from RefSeq and is a predicted model, not a curated record.